CCUGUCGAAUGUGUUGGAGUUACAUUUUUUGGUACCCCUAAUUAUACGAUUAUAGGGGGCAAAAAUAUACAAUCAUAGUGUCUUCAGAAACCAUGUAAAAUUGUACUUUUAUAUUUUCCUAAUUUUAACAGUUCUAGUUUUCAUUUUAACAUGUCCCAAAAUGUAUGCACCGACUCUCGCAUGCAUAACAAUGACCGAGUCUUAAAUAUUAGAUAUCAAAAAGAAAAUUUCAAUAAGAGCUCAAUCGCAGUUACAUUAUAGAUCCUGAAAAACCUCUUUAACAUAGACAUAACAAUUGAAAAAAGAGAAGAAAACAUCCAAACAAAAAGAGAGAGGAAAAUGAAUAAACAUGGAAGAAGCAAAUGGAGUGGGAAGAAGGUGAUGUUUGGGGUAUUAAUUAUGGGAUUGUGCAUUACUGCUUAUGUAGCUGGUCCACCCCUCUAUUGGCACGUCUCUGAAUCUAUUUCUUCAUCCACUCACUAUUCUUGCCCUUCUUGUCCUUGUGAUUGCUCUACUGAUCAACCCCUUCAUUCUUUUUCACAAGGUGUGAAUGUGAGUACUUUUACAGAUUGCAUGGAACAUGAUCUGGGGGUGAGCGAAGAAGAGGAGAGAAACUUCACAGCUCUUUUAACAGAUGAAUUAAAGCAAAUGGAAAGUGAAACACUGGAAAACCAGAGAAGAGCAGACAUGGCACUGCUCGAGGCAAAAAAGAUGGUGUCCCAAUAUCAAAAGGAAGCAGACAAAUGUACAUCAGGGAUGGGAACUUGUGAAGAAGCUAGAGAAAAGGCUGAAAUUGCUUUAGAAGCACAGAGACAAAUCACUUCUAUGUGGGAACUCAGAGCACGCCAUCAAGGUUGGAAACAAGAGCUUGUUUAAGUUAAUUAGUGCCUAGACAAGUUCUCAAUGAAGCAAGUAAACAGGCACUUCACCAAUUUCUGAUAGCUAAUAUUAGUAUUCGGCUAGUCCGGACAUUUCCCUAAUUUUCCUCACAAUAGAAGUCACAAGGCCAGAAACAAUCAGAUAGUAUUAUUUUAGAUAAGCAAGAAACAGAAACAUCUCGAUCUUUUUAUAGUUAACGGUUUGGAUUCACUUCAGGAAAUAUAUCUUUCUCCUCAAAGUAUACCUUCA
This is a messenger RNA of Lycium ferocissimum, 1128 nucleotides long. RefSeq lists its product as uncharacterized. The coding region runs from base 340 to 876 and encodes 178 amino acids. The record is from RefSeq and is a predicted model, not a curated record. Lineage: Eukaryota; Viridiplantae; Streptophyta; Magnoliopsida; Solanales; Solanaceae. The transcript is spliced from 3 exons.